ACUAGCGGAGGCUGCAUUCUUCCUAUUUAAAGCUGCAACACUUGAAAAAAACCUCUUGUUUGCAGACUUUGUGCUGGAGCUGGAAAAGGAAAGACACACGGGGGCUUCAUGGUGCUGAGAAGAUCUUAAACUUUUGUUUAUCCCUCAGCAAGGACAGAGCUCAUGCCCACAAGCCGCUGGGUAUCAUGUCUGGCACAAAAGGGAGGAUUUUGCUACUAGCAGCCUGUAUAUUUCUCAUAGGACAGUUUCUAGCAAUCCGCGCGCAAGAAGAAGAAAGUGGUGAAGUGGAUGACAUUGUCUGUAAGCAUGAUGGUAAAAUGUACAUGAACCGAGAUGUCUGGAAACCUUCCCCCUGUCAAAUUUGUGUGUGUGACAAUGGUGCAACCUUAUGUGAUGAAAUUCAGUGUCCUGAAAUCUUAGACUGUGAUAGUCCGGAAAUCCCUCCUGGAGAAUGCUGUCCAGUUUGCAGAAGUACAUCUGGUGGUCGCCCAAAUAACCCUGGACGGGGGCCCAAGGGCCAGAAAGGGGAUCCUGGUGAUGUUCCAGCUGUAUCUGGUAUUCGUGGCCGCCCGGGUCCUGCGGGACCCCCAGGAUCCCAAGGAUCAAGAGGAGACAGGGGCCCAAAGGGGAGACCUGGUGCACGUGGUCCAGCUGGUAUGGAUGGAGAGCCUGGCAUCCCUGGACAGCCUGGAGACCCUGGCCCACCCGGACAUCCAUCUCUACCUGGACAGCCAUUUUCCGCUCACAUGCAGGGUGGUUUUGAUGAAAAAUCUGGACUUGGAUCACAAAUGGGAUUAAUGCCUGGCUCAGUGGGUCAAGUAGGUCCUAGAGGUCCUCAAGGUAAUCCAGGAAAUCCAGGUGGCAUGGGUCCUCCAGGUCCUAAUGGCGAAGCAGGGGAACCAGGGUCUAUGGGGCCAGUCGGUCCUCGUGGUCCUGAGGGUCCUUCAGGGAAACCUGGUGAAGAUGGUGAAGCUGGAAGACCAGGACAAACCGGUGAAACAGGAUUCCCAGGAUCUGCGGGAGCUAGAGGUUUCCCCGGUGCCCCUGGACUUCCAGGUCUUAAAGGACACAGAGGUCAUAAAGGUUUGUUUGGGCCCAAAGGAGAAAUUGGUGCAGCUGGAUCCAAGGGUGAAUCUGGCCCUACCGGACCAAUGGGAUUAAAUGGACCUGCUGGACCCAGGGGAAUGCCCGGAGAAAGAGGAAGGAUCGGAUCUCAGGGAACACCUGGUACAAGGGGUGCUAAUGGACUUGUUGGACUGGCUGGGCCAAUAGGCCCUCUUGGGUUAACUGGUGCACCUGGAUUUCCAGGCAACCCUGGUAUGAAGGGGGAAGCUGGUCCAACUGGCGCUCGAGGACCUGAAGGUCCACAAGGGUCGAGAGGGGAAACCGGACACCAAGGACCUGCUGGUUCACAGGGACUUCCAGGCACUGUAGGAACUGAUGGGGCAUCAGGAGCAAAAGGACCAACUGGGGUUUCUGGAGUUGCAGGAGCACCUGGACUUAUAGGCCCACCUGGAUCUCCUGGACCUCAAGGAAGCACUGGUGCAAUGGGAAUCAGAGGCUCUAUGGGUGAUCCAGGAGUAUCAGGCUUCAAAGGAGAAGCAGGGCCCAAAGGAGAACCUGGUUCACAUGGUCCUCAAGGUGCAACAGGCCCACUAGGUGAAGAGGGAAAAAGAGGUCCUCGUGGAGACCAAGGAAGUGUGGGACCACCUGGACCAAUUGGUGAAAGGGGUACUCCUGGUAACCGUGGUUUUCCUGGAUCAGAUGGAUUGCCUGGACCAAAGGGAGCACAAGGAGAAAGAGGAGUUGCAGGAACUUCAGGUCCAAAAGGAACAAAUGGAGACCCUGGGCGCCUUGGUGAGCCUGGCCUUCCUGGUGCUAGGGGUUUAACUGGAAAUCCUGGAAUCCAGGGCCCUGAAGGCAAAUCAGGACCAGUGGGAGCUCCUGGAGAAGAUGGUCGCCCUGGCCAACCUGGCCCAAUUGGAAUACGUGGUGAACCUGGCAUUAUGGGAUCUGUUGGUCCAAAAGGCAGCAGUGGAGAUCCAGGAAAACCAGGUGAACAAGGCACUGCUGGAGUUCCAGGUCAAAGAGGAUCUCCUGGAAAAGAUGGUGAAGUCGGUCCUUCUGGCCCUACAGGCCCUUCAGGCCCAGCCGGAGAAAGAGGAGAACAAGGUCCUCCAGGUCCAACCGGAUUUCAGGGUUUACCGGGUCCACCAGGACCACCAGGAGAAACUGGAAAGCCAGGCGAUGAGGGUGUACCAGGGGAUCCUGGAGCUGCAGGCCCACUUGGUCCUAGAGGGGAGCGUGGUAAUCCAGGGGAAAGAGGAGAACCCGGAGCCUCAGGAUUAGCGGGUGAAAAGGGUAUGGCUGGAGGCCAUGGACCUGAUGGACCGAAGGGAAGCCCAGGUCCAUCUGGAACUCCUGGUGAUGUUGGACCACCUGGCCUACAAGGCAUGCCCGGAGAGAGAGGUAUAGCUGGCACAUCUGGGCCAAAAGGUGAUAAGGGAAAUGUUGGAGAAAAAGGCUCGGAAGGUACAGCCGGCAACGAUGGUGCAAGAGGACUGCCUGGCCCUCUGGGUCCCCAUGGUUCUGCAGGUCCAUCUGGGGAGAAGGGUGAGCCUGGACCACGAGGAGCAAUAGGUCCUGUGGGUUCACGUGGGACUCCAGGUUCCCGAGGAGAAAAUGGCCCAACUGGCCCUGUUGGAUUUGCUGGCCCACCAGGCCCUGAUGGACAACCUGGUGUGAAAGGAGAACCUGGUGAGCCAGGCCAAAAAGGUGAUGCUGGAUCUCCAGGUCCACAGGGACUUUCUGGAUCUCCUGGUCCACAUGGACCUACUGGUGUUACUGGACUUAAGGGUGGCAGAGGAACUCAAGGGCCACCGGGUGCAACUGGGUUCCCUGGUUCUGCGGGUAGAGUUGGGCCUCCAGGUUCAGCAGGAGCCGUAGGCCCUGCUGGUCCUAUUGGUGAUCCUGGCAAAGAAGGCCCACCCGGUCUACGUGGUGACCCCGGAGCACAUGGCCGAACUGGAGAUAGAGGACCUGCUGGCCCUACUGGAAGUCCCGGUGAUAAGGGAGACUCUGGAGAUGAUGGUCAGCCUGGUCCUGAUGGUCCACCUGGUCCAGCUGGAACAACUGGUCAAAGGGGUAUUGUUGGCAUGCCUGGUCAAAGAGGAGAAAGAGGUAUGCCAGGACUUCCUGGACCAGCGGGUUCUCCUGGAAAACUGGGUUCUACUGGUCCUCCUGGGGACAAAGGUCCAUCAGGCCCUAUUGGUCUUCCUGGUACUAAUGGUCCAGUUGGAGAACCAGGUGCAGAGGGUUCCCCUGGUAAUGAUGGCCCCCCUGGACGAGAUGGUGCUAUUGGAAAACGGGGUGAUCGUGGAGACCCAGGUCCUGAGGGUCUUGCAGGAUCCCAAGGUGCUCCAGGAACUCCAGGACCAGUAGGUUCCCCAGGUGAUGCUGGACAAAGAGGUGAACCGGGCUCUCGGGGUCCGGUAGGUCCUCCAGGCAGAGCUGGGAAACGUGGAUUUCCAGGUCCACAAGGCCCAAGUGGUGAUAAGGGAGAUAAUGGAGAAAUUGGUGAGAGGGGCCAAAAAGGGCAUAGAGGCUUUACAGGCUUGCAAGGCCUUCCAGGUCCCCCAGGUCCAGUUGGUGAACAAGGUAGUGUUGGACCUAUUGGACCUUUUGGCCCUAGAGGCCCCCCUGGACCAGUUGGCCCUCCUGGUAAAGAAGGUAAUUCAGGACCACCUGGUCCAAUUGGACCUCCUGGUGUUCGAGGAACUUUAGGUGAAUCUGGACCAGAGGGUCCUCCUGGAGAUGCUGGCCCUCCCGGUCCUCCUGGUCCUCCUGGACUUCUCACUGCAGCACUUGAUGAUUUAAUGGGUGGCUAUGAUGAUACUAUGCCAGAACCACUUCCUGAAUUCACAGACGAUGAAGCUGCUGGUGAUGGAAACAAAACGGACCCAGGUGUUCAUGCUACAAUAAAAUCUUUAAGCAGUAAGAUUGCAACGAUGCGUAGUCCUGAUGGAUCCAAGGAGAACCCAGCACGCACAUGUGAUGAUCUAAAACUUUGUCACUCUAAUAAGAAGAGUGGUGAAUAUUGGAUAGAUCCUAAUCAGGGAUGCGCAGAAGAUGCUGUAAAGGUUUUCUGUAACAUGGAAACUGGAGAAACGUGUAUUUCUGCAAAUCCAUCCUCAAUACCUCGAAAAACAUGGUGGACUGGUAAAGGAGUGGAUAACUUCAAGCCAAUAUGGUAUGGCGCUGAUAUGAACAAAGGCUCUCAAUUUGUCUAUGGAGACACUCAAUCACCGAAUACAGCUGUCACCCAACUGACCUUCCUCCGCCUUCUGUCAAAGGAAGCUUCUCAGAAUAUAACCUACUAUUGUAAAAAUGCUGUUGGAUACUUGGAUGAAAAAACACAAAACCUGAAAAAAGCUGUCAUCCUUAAAGGUGCAAAUGACCUUGAUAUUAGAGCAGAAGGAAACAGCCGAUUUAGGUAUACAGUUCUUGAAGACAGUUGCUCGAAACGCAAUGGAAAUGUUGGAAAAACUGUCUUUGAAUACAGAACCCAAAAAGUAGCACGCCUACCUAUUAUCGACAUUGCCCCUGUGGACAUUGGCAGUGCAGACCAAGAGUUUGGAGUUGACAUUGGGCCAGUUUGUUUCUUGUAAAAGAUAAAGAAUAUCAAAGAAAUAAGACUGUCAAAGUUAAUCCUGAGACUCUUGAAAAAUCAUAGCUGGUGUUUUGCCAGCAAAUGUACAUACUGUUUUCCAUUAUUUUCAUUUUGUUCAUGGCCUUGCCCCUUUCCAAAGUAUUUAUUUUGCAUUCAUUUUUAAUAGUUUUGAGCAGAAAUGUAAUUUGAGAGGACCAAUGACCCUUUUGUGAUGAUUCUUAACCAAAGAAAAUGUAUUCUUCAUGUAUGGACAUGUAAAAAGGGAAUAACAGCUGUGUGGUCACAAAAAAUAUAUUGUUCAGUUCCUUUCAGUACUCACUUAUAAUAGAAAAUAUCCAUCCCCAUGGAAUACAACAAUAUUGCUAGAACGCACCAACCUUUAAAUUGUUAUUACAUUUAUUUUGGGAUAAACACAUCUCUUGGGAUCCUGCUAAGAUUUCUAAAACCCCGGAAGGUUUCGAUAUAAUGAAUUACAUUUCAUAUUGUGAUACCUCUCAAGAUAUCUUCAGCUUUAAUGACUUUUUGAAUCAUUUUAAUUGGAAAUAAUUAUUUUUCUCAAGGCAAACCAAUCUCUUAUUUUGAAUACAGCCACUAGUAUAGUCAUAUCCAUCAGUUGAGUUCAAAGAUGUGGCCUUGCUGAUUUCAAGAUGAAGAGUAUAAAAGAGAAAACUUGCAACUGACAUAUACGUAAAACAAACACUUUGGCAGAUGUAUGAUAGGUCAAACUAGGUAAUUCAGUAGUAUUUAGUAAGUUUGAUCUGAUUUACCAAAACUGAAUAUUUUCCAGACAGGAAAGUCUCGAAUAAUGGAUUUGAAUUUGUCAGAACAUCUUAGACUUCUCAUAAAAAAACCUAGCAACGAGCAAUUAAUUGGCCUUAUUUUUAUGUCAGACUGAUUAUGCCACACUUAUACUUAAUUUGGGAGUUUUGGCUGCUGUUAAUUCUACUACAAUUAAGCCUAACCACUAAAAUUGUGAAAUUUGUUUUUGCAUGACUUCUGUAUGUUUUGAUCUUCAUAUGUUUACUUGUAUAUUUAGAGGCCAUGAGGGGGAACAAAUUGAUCUGAUUUAAUAUAAAUGCCUUCUAUGUCCUGUUGGUUUUAUAAUUAUAUGUUGCAUGAAAUAAUUGUAAAGCUUGGUAAAUUCUUCCAUUUUUAAAAUGGAAAUUAACUUAUUUCUCCAGAAAUACUGAAAAUGGAAUCAGCCUCAACCCUUUGCAGUGCAGAAGAAACACAUUCUGUUUUUAAUUGAUUUACUUUUUCAAGUUGAUUUAAUUCCAAAAUACAGUAGCUAUGUUUUUGCUAUUCUUCAUUGCUCAUUGGGUACGAACAAACAACUGAAGUGUUUGAAUUCUUACUUCAAAAUUGUUACUUAUAGUACAUGGAAAGCAUCCUACUCUUUUAGCAACAAAGUACAAAAGGUUCCAACAUUGCUUAGCAAACGCUACCUCAUCUCUAUAUGCUGGGAUGCAAGUUGUAUUAUCAUGUCCAAUAAUGAAAAGGUGCUAUUCCUUUAUUGUUCAUUAGAGGAUGGGGAGAGGCCGUGUAUAUGUUUCAUGGUGCUAAAAUUCCUUUUGUAAAAUCCCGAAUAAAAAAAAAAUUACAGAUGCCCCUAAAUUAUAUUAUUUUCUAAAUGUUAAGCUGAACUGUGCUUUGUCAUAUGAAUUUUCUUGUAGGCCAUAAAGAAAUCUUUUUUUUAUCAAGUGAGUGCAAUAUAUAUAGAGAGAUUUUU
This is a messenger RNA of Xenopus laevis (African clawed frog), 6398 nucleotides long. It is a transcript of the gene col5a2.S, whose product is annotated as collagen, type V, alpha 2 S homeolog. NCBI's taxonomy places the organism in Eukaryota, Metazoa, Chordata, Amphibia, Anura, Pipidae. Gene Ontology annotation, cellular component: extracellular region; extracellular matrix. Gene Ontology annotation, molecular function: extracellular matrix structural constituent. The coding region runs from base 186 to 4667 and encodes 1493 amino acids. The transcript has 54 exons. The record is from RefSeq and is a predicted model, not a curated record.